Messenger RNA from Mesocricetus auratus (golden hamster), 504 nucleotides. Its product is annotated as THO complex subunit 4-like. Gene Ontology annotation, biological process: mRNA export from nucleus. Gene Ontology annotation, cellular component: nucleus. Bases 1 to 504 code for a protein of 167 amino acids. The transcript has a single exon. Gene Ontology annotation, molecular function: mRNA binding. Lineage: Eukaryota; Metazoa; Chordata; Mammalia; Rodentia; Cricetidae. The record is from RefSeq and is a predicted model, not a curated record.
AUGGCCAACAAAAUGGAUAUGUCUUUGGAUGACAUCAUUAAGCUGAACCGGAGCCAGCAAGGCAGUCACGGCAAAGGCUAUGGCUGGAGCAUGGCCGGCUACCAGGGCCGCCAUGGUGGUGCCAUGCAGGCCCCUGUGUGGGGGAAUCGACACAGAAGAUCUCUGAAGAACUGGCCUACCAUGAGUGGUGGUUCUGCAGGAGGAGGCAGGAACCGGCCGGCUCCAUACAGCAGGCCUAUACAACUUUCCCACAAGUGGCAGCAUGACCUAUACGACAGCCACUUCUGUGGGGGAGCCAGCAUAGAGAUGGGCGGAAAGCUGUUUGUGUCAAACCUUGGCUGCGGCAUGUCAGACACGGAUAUUCAGGAACACUUUUCAGAGUUUGGAACACUGAAGGCAGCAGCUGUGCAGUAUGCUCGCUCCGGACGAAGUUUAGGGACAGCACAUGUGCAUAUUCAACAGAGGGCAGAUGCUCUGAAUUCUAUGAAAGUGGUGUCCCUUUAG